AUGCUUUCAGUCUCGCUCCUUAGCGCAUUACUGCUUUCUACCUGUGCUCUUGCCGCUCCCAUUGAGAAGCGAACUCCGCCAGGGAUCCCUUCUACCGCUGAGGCAAAGUCUGCUUUGGCAGGACUCACUGUGGCUGCCCAGGGUCCACAAACUGGGUAUUCACGCGAUCUCUUUCCUACUUGGAUCACCGUUUCCGGAACCUGCAACACCAGGGAGACUGUCCUCAAGCGUGAUGGUACCAAUGUUGUUACAGACAGUGCAUGUGCUUCUACUUCUGGCUCAUGGUACUCACCAUAUGACGGGGCAACGUGGACUGCUGCAUCAGACGUCGAUAUUGACCACAUGGUACCUCUGAGCAAUGCCUGGAAAAGCGGUGCAGCUGCAUGGACCACAGCUCAGAGACAAGCAUUCGCCAACGAUCUCACCAACCCUCAACUCCUCGCUGUGACUGAUAACGUCAAUCAAGCCAAGAGUGACUCUGGACCCGAGGACUGGAAGCCCCCGUUGACUUCCUAUUACUGCACAUACGCUAAGAUGUACACCAAAGUCAAGUCCGUCUACAAGCUGACGGUGACCACUGCGGAAAAGGCAGCAUUGACUAGCAUGUUGAAUACUUGUUAG
This is a messenger RNA of Cadophora gregata, 621 nucleotides long. RefSeq lists its product as uncharacterized. NCBI's taxonomy places the organism in Eukaryota, Fungi, Ascomycota, Leotiomycetes, Helotiales, Ploettnerulaceae. The record is from RefSeq and is a predicted model, not a curated record. The coding region runs from base 1 to 621 and encodes 206 amino acids. The transcript is spliced from 4 exons.